AUGCCCAAAAACAUCCAGCCAUCAACAAAUCAAAUUUCCGAACAGCAGCCAGUCGCAACUACAAGCGCAUUCUGGACAUUUGAAUACUGGAUGCAAUACUUUCAAGUUGACUCUGUGGAUGUUGGUAACAGGAUCAUAACGACCAUCAUGCCCAUGAAGUCAUUUAUGGAAUUAAUUGAUCAAAAUCCAGACUUUUACGGUCCAUUUUGGGUCCCAACUACAGUUAUUUUUACAUUGUUUGCAACUUCUACCAUGGCAGAGUCGAUUGCCAAAGCGUGGUCCAACCAGAAAUAUGAAUAUGAUAUGACGAUGUUGUCGUUUGCAGGUGCUGUUGUGUAUACAUAUGUACUACUAUUGCCUGCAUUAUUGUGGGGCAUCGCCAAAUAUUUUGGAAUUGCUACUAUUCGGCUGUUUGAUAUGAUCAACGUGUAUGGUUAUGGCAUAGCUAUCUGGGUUCCUGUUUCGCUUUUGUGUAUUAUUCAAAGUGACCUUAUUCGGUGGAUUAUUGUUCUUGCUGCCUUUGCACUAUCAACAUUUUUCUUUAUCAAGAAUAUUCAACCACUAGCGACAGAUGCGCGAGCCAUCAGUAUGAUAUUUAUCCUAGUGAUUGGCAGUCAGGUUGCACUGGCACUUGUUUUCAAGACACAAUUCUUUCAACAUACGAUCCAGAUUGCUCCCAGCUAG
Batrachochytrium dendrobatidis JAM81 is the source of this 684-nucleotide messenger RNA. RefSeq lists its product as uncharacterized. The transcript has 3 exons. Gene Ontology annotation, biological process: vesicle-mediated transport. Lineage: Eukaryota; Fungi; Chytridiomycota; Chytridiomycetes; Rhizophydiales. Gene Ontology annotation, molecular function: small GTPase binding. The record is from RefSeq and is a predicted model, not a curated record. Gene Ontology annotation, cellular component: membrane; Golgi apparatus. Bases 1 to 684 code for a protein of 227 amino acids.